This is a messenger RNA of Xyrichtys novacula (pearly razorfish), 8639 nucleotides long. Lineage: Eukaryota; Metazoa; Chordata; Actinopteri; Labriformes; Labridae. The record is from the annotation of a GenBank genome assembly.
GUCUUAGCCAACACACCCUCGGUCCAAAGACAGAAGGACUCCAGUCCUGACUGACACGGGCUGUUUCAACCGGACUACUCUCCAGCCAAGGUAAACACACGGCUCUACUUCCUUACUUGUGGCUGUUAUUCAUUCACUUUUCAUGGUUUUUUAUUCGCUCCCGCUUGCUUUUAAAGUGUGGGACCAAAGUUAUUCAUGUCUGCUGGCAGUUAUCUCGUUCAGCUCCGGGGCUGGCUGCACUGACCUCAGUGUUAGCAGCAGUUAGCUGUUAGCUUCCUAUGCUUAGCUAGGGGCACGACAAUGCGAACUAUCUCGAUCUUUCAAGUGGGUUAAGAAGUUAUUUAGGAAACUUUAGCUGCAAAUAGCGAUAUGACACGCUCUUCCAGCGAUGUAAGCGACAAUGUAGCCUCUAAAUUCAGAUAAAGUUGUUUUGAAAUGCCCUUUGCCUCCAAAACUACAGAGAAGUUCGCCAUUUGUGUUAGCAAAGUAUUAGUAACUUAGGUCAACGUGGGUUUAAAGCGGAGUGUUUGAAUGCAUUAUGUAGACGACAUAUAAGCAUUACUGUCAGAGUAAAUGAGCACCGAGGAAUAUUAUAAUUGAAUAUUAAAAAUGAAGAAUGUUGCAAUCUUACCUAAUGUGUGCAACUCUGUGCAUGUAAACAGUAAUGCAAGGUAGAUUCAGACAGGUACACGUGUCUGAAAGCAGUGCCUCCAAAUACAUCAUCCCAGCAACAGUGCAUGUUCAGACUAGAUGGACUAGUGGCUCAGAUCGUGUUGAGACUGUUAGAGCAAUAUUGCAUUGCAUGGGCAAUAUUGUCAUCAAGUUCAUUCAUAAAUUAUAUCCACUAUAUUUCACUAAUUUCCGAAACAGGAUUUAAAAUUUCCUAAUUUAGAAAAAGUUCAAUCAGCCCUUCUCUAUACUUUCAUCAAGUCAUGCUUGUCUCAUCUACCCUAUUAAAUUGCUGUCUGAGUGUGUCUUCAAGCUGUUUGCUGUUGUCAACAGGUGGAGAGCUUAUCUGUAAGAGGAAAUCAGAGGAGGGUCUCAGAUACAGAAUCUCCUACACUCCCUGAUCAACAUGGGGGCUGUCGUCUCACGGUGGAAGGUUUGUUUCAAAUCAUCUCUCCUCUUUAUGCCGCUUUAAAAGCAGCAUUUCUUUUUGCACACAAUUUGACAAUAUUUGUUAAAUCUGUUGAAGAAUAAGGUAAGGUUUGACCAGUCAGCUUUAGAUUAUGAAGCUGACAGUGCGCAUGUUGUGCACCUGUUUGACUUCUGUAACUAAGUCAACCCCCCAGGCAUUUACAAUGUUUAUUUGCUUUAAAAGACCUACAUAGCUGGCCAUUGUGGCAUGCACAAUCAAGUUUACUGAAAUUACAAAAAGGAAGGAAGUAAACACUGAAAAUAAUGCAGAAGUCAGAUGAGGAAACAGGGAGAUGGUAAAAUCGUUUAAAAUGUUGCUUGCACAAAGUGUACUGUGUGUUGUGGCAAAUGUUGCUGACUGGGCUUUCACAAUGUUUGCCCUACAGACCAAACCAUCCACUGUGGAGAUUUUGGAAGGAAUCGAUAAGGUAUGCUUAACCUCAAAAAAAGGUUUCAACAGUGUUUUCCAUAUUCUCUAAUGCCCUGUUUACAUUUUAGCAGCAGGAGAUUUUUCUUCGCAGUAAAUCUCUACAGUUUGGUUGCUGUUUUGUCCAGAAAAAGUCUGCAGAGUCAGGACCAACAAUGUCCAGAAUUUGAUAUUUUUCACACAUGAAACAAACAACCAAAGAUAUUGUCUGAAUCAGACAAGUUCUCAUCAACAAAACCAUUUAUGUGUGGUUUGGGCAAGAGGAGUUGCCCGUGUAAAGUGCUAUGUCUCAUCUGUAAUGAGUUGAUAGUAAUUCUGCUUACAUUAGGUUGUAUCUGAUUACACAGGCAUCAGAACAGAGUAGGCAGCUUACACUUAGUUAAAAAACUAACAGGCUUGUUGCUGUGUAAUGUUAGGCAUGGUGUACUCAUACACUAGCUCAUUACAUUAUCAGAUAUUAUUUGUUCAUGGGGGCUUUCUCGGGUAAAGGUUGUGUCCAGAUCAACUGCUUUGAACAUUUGCAAUCUUACAUACAAUGCCUGGACCCAUGUUCAGAAAACACUUGAGUGAUGUUUGCAAAGCCUACACAAACCAGAAACACCCACAUGUUCUUCACACACUGAAGCAUUAACUUUUUAAGCAAACACUGUGGUUUUCAAUAUGAGUCCUUCUUAUCACCUGAACAAAUGAAGAAAAGCUGUGGAGGCUGGGUAACCCUUCAGGUACUUAGUGGCUGUUUAAACUUGUUUUUUUAAAAGUUAAAAUGUCAAAACUAAGCUGCUAUAUCAGUUAUCAGAUAAGUAAGUGGAUGUCAAAUCAGCUCCUCAUUUGCUCUCCUAUAGGGCUUUGGUGCUCCUGCACAGUUAAGCUAGUGUCAGGUUAUUUUCAGCACCUGCCCUUGGAGCAGGAGGCACUUAACUCAAGAGGUCAGCUGGCAUAGAAGUUUGUGGGGGCAAGUUUCUACUUUAAAAACAAUGAUCUUUUGCAUAAGGAUUUUUUUUUUUUAGCUGGAAUAAUUUUUCAUGUGCAUUGUUAUCUUACAAGUUCAAAUACUGUACAGCUGCUUGUGGUAUUUGUUUAUUCAGAGUUGGAGUGACAGACACAGAUGUUACAGAGGAACCAUAGUGACCAGACUGGGUCCUAUUCUGUUUGUAUGUUAUUUAUGGAUGGGGCAGCCUGGACUUAAGUGCAGCGGUAUAGGGUUACUCUAUUGAACAACAAAUCAUGAAUUGAAUACUUCUGAUUGCAAAAACAAAUUUUUACAUUAGUAAGAAUAAUAAUACGUAUAAUGAUAUUCUUUUGCAUUUAUAGAAAGAUGAGAUAUUUUUACUCCUAUCCUUAUAACAUGAUGAUUGUGAUAAUAUAGGAUGUAGCAUUACAGAGUGUGUAAUUCUGAAGUAUCAGUUACUGAUUUGCAAAACCAACUAAUUUAUCAACAUUUUACUUCAUAAUUAUGCAUAAUUGUAUUCUGAUUGACUGUCUUGAUUAAAUGUACUUAAAUAUGCAGUGUUUGGUAGUUAGAUUUUUGUUCAUGAAUUGUGUCCCAUAUAGCCAUUCAGUGCAUCUUGUGUUGAGGAUGUUAAGUGCAGUAGGGCUUAGUCCACCUGACUUUAACCACCUCAACUCAGUGCUGAGAAAUCAUGCUUAAAAUCUAAUUUGUAUGUAAUGCCCCUUCAUUUUUCCUCGUAGGACAUCCAGACUCUUGAAGACUACAGUGAGAAGUAUCAGAGGCAGUUGAAGAUAUGGGUUGGGCGGCUGCUUCUGUACUCGUCUCUGCUCUAUCUGGUCACAUGUAUUGUGGUGUAUUUCUGGUAUCUGCCUGAACAGUUGAUGGGACGGCUCAUAUUGUCUCUGCCCUUUGUUAUAUUUCCUUUAUUGUAAGUGUACAAGAUGAGUUACUUAUAUUCACAGAUCUGCAUUUGGUCAAGAUUGUUUUUAUGAUAUAAAUUGUUUCUUAUUUCUCCCUUUAGAGUGUGGUUACUUCGAAAGUUCCUAAUAGUUAUUUUUUCACGAAGGACUGAAAAAAAUAGUAAGAUAAAUUUGUCUUUUAUUAAUUAAUUUCAUUUCAUUAUAAUUUCAUUAUUUCAUACAAAGGUAUAACAUUACGAUUAUGUAGUGUUGAAGUUGCUGUUUUUUUUUUUUUCUUUUCAGAUGAAAAAUUGGAGGAUCUCAAAGCACAAAAAAGGAAAAUAGUGAGUUGUGUUAUAUUUAAAUAUUUGUUGAAUGAUGAUUUCUGUUGGUUUCAUUCUUAUAUCUGACCUUUUGGUUUCCUUUGAUUUCACCUGAAGGGCUAAAACAAGUCACGGCACGGCAUCUUGCAGCUUUAAAGAAAAACUUUAUUGAGAAUGAACAUAGAUCACCCCCAGUAAAGUAAAAAGUGAUAUUUUUGCAGUACAAUCACUUAAAUACAUAGUAAACAAUUAAGGAUCAAGCAAAUCAGAUUUUACAUUGUGGGAAGGAUAUUUCUGAGUGGGAAACCACAAAAAAAAGGGAACUUGACACAUUAGUGUUUAUUUUUCCAGUUGCAAAUAAAUGGAUUCAGGAAACAAGGAAAACAAAAAACUAAAUCUGAUUUGCUGUAACAAACUUAAUUAUUUUAUGAUAGGAGUUUCUUCAAUAGACUAUUUCUAAUGCUGCUAAAAUUCACUUUACAGUUAGAUAUAUCAACAAAGAAAUAUUUCAGAAAACACUUGUCAUGUACCUGACCCUUAACUAGUAAGAUAGUUCAACUCAUAUCUCUAUGAUGUUUGCACAGACCAGACAGAGAAUGAAAGAAUUAAUUGAGAAAGUUGGUGUAGUGUUGCUCAGCAUUUUGCAACAAGAUACUUAUCAAUAUGAGAUCUACAGACUGUUUUAUUGGUACAGUGACUUAACCCACUCUGCUAAUGUCACUCUAAUUAAUAGCAUUUAGUGCAGGAAAGAAAUAAAUCUGAGAAAUUGCUUGUCAUCCUCUGUCAAGUCUAAUAACUUUCAAUAAUUAGUGCUGAUGGAUUUUCACACUCUCCAUAAUCGAAGUAGUGAAUGUAAUUAUUCUUCAUACUAGAUGUAAACAUUAAGAAAUGUUAAGUGCUUAAUUUAAAUCAAGAUAUACUAUUUAGUGAAGUAACUUCAGGCUGCCCUUUCUUAGUCACAAACUUGAAAUGUAAUUGAUGGUGAUUUUUAAGAUAUUAAUGUGUGUUCAUAAAACACCUAUUAAUUUUAUCAGAUGAUCAUUAAGUUAUUCUUGUGCAAAAGAGCCAUUAUAUGAAUAAUUACAUUGGGCAAUGUAUUGAAAAUAUCAUGUCAGCAUUUAUCUUAAUACACCAUGUGAUGUCAUUAUUUUCCAGCUUGAAGAAGUUAUGGAAACUGAGACGUAUAAAAAUGCUAAAAUGAUUCUGGAGAGAUUUGAUCCGGAUUCAAAGAAAAAGAUUGUGAGUCAUUUUGUUUUUACAUGAAAGAUGAAAUAAUAGUGUUUAAUUGUAUUCCUUAUAAAGUCAUGCUGCUAUUGUAAUCCUAUUGCCUAUUGUAAUCCAUCUAAAGGAGCUUGAAUCGACUCCAGUUGGACCACAGAUGACUCCGAAACCAGGACAAGGUAGUAAAGAGUUCCAGAAAGGUGCAUUAUGUUCUCACCUUUCUCUCCAACAUUUCUUAUUGUUGUUAAACGAUCUGUAAUGUUUUCUGUGUUAGAGCUUCGCCAGCGCAAUGUCAUCCCUAAGACCCCCACACCAGUGGUGAAUCUUGUAAGUGGAGCUGCUGCCCGCCCUCCUCUUGCCUCUGGGCCCACCUAUCCUGGCCGAUCUUCCCACUCUGCUCCAGGUGGACCCCCAGAGAGGGGCCUGUCGGCUAUAGCUGCUCAGCAGAGCUUGAUGAGGAGGCCCGUGACCCCUGGAACACCUGUUCCAGGAGUCGGUGAGUUACCUGCACACAGGGGGACCACAUCAUAAUGUGGUCGAUUAAGGUGUGAUUUACUCUUCCCUGGCUUUGUGUCCCCAGUUGCUGAAGGCCCUGUGGUGUGUGUUGUCAGAAAUGUGGUAUAUAUUAUACAGUGGUUGUAAUGGGUAAUUAUGUGAAUGUAGUUUUAAAUAUCUUACUAAAAGGUUGAUCCUUUUUCAAGGUAAUAAUUAGGAACUAAUAUUAAACAUAGGGACAAACUUAUAUACAGUCAGAACAUUUAAUUUGGGGCACUAAUGUAUUUUCUUGUUUUAUAAAUCGCUUUCAAAGAUUUCAAAACCCAGCCAGCCAACACCAUGAAAACUUUGUGAAACAGUUGCUGUAAAUGGGAAACGUGCAGCAUGUAGAGGCAUUGGAUAUUUAAUAUGAAUUAUUUCUGGACUAUGAACACUCAAUAGAAGAUGCAAAUAAGUGCAAACAGUAAAGCAAAUGUGUUCCUAGAGGAAGCUGCAUGCUGUAAUUGCCAUGUGGAAUGCCAACUGUGAGGUAUGCAGGAAUCAGGAUUACAUUAACUAUGAUUAAUUAGCCAGACCUGCGUUUGUUCUCUGGGCAAUGGUGGUAGAAUCUCACUAAAUGUCUUUUAAUGCUUGGUGAAAUUGCCUUUGGCAUUGGGAACACCUCACAAAUGGUUUACAUGACUUGAUGUUAUCACCUGCUUCUGCGGAAAAUUGAAAGUGAAAAGCAAUUUGAUACAAAGAGUCACCACAGAGUUUCCAUAUGUUGGUAAAUUAAUAACCAGCAGGAUACUGAGACUCUGCCAAGUCUCACAGAAAUGACCAGUCAUCUUCCUAUGAUUGCUCUUGAUGUUAGAUUAUAUUAAUUACUACUCACCAACACAGCAGGGAUUCUGGACGUGCUUUGCAACUGAGAUCCGGUGUUCAGUCAUUAAGAAAAAAAGGGGCAGAGAUUUCCUAAAAUUCAUCAGGAUUUGUGCAUCUAACUGAGAAUCUCAGCCUGAAGAUUUCACUUUAGAUUGCACACAGACCAGAGUAACUACAGUUUGUGCAGACCUCUGACUGUGUCUAACACACAUUGAUGUUGUGCUUUAACAGGGAUGCACCCCCCGGGCCCACCCCUGGCCAGACCUGUGCUCCCAAGGGAGAGAGGUGCCAUGGACAGAGUCAUUGAGUAUCUUGUUGGAGAUGGCCCUCAGAACAGGUACAUUAAUUCUGCUUUUAAAUGCAUGAAUGCAUUACGUGAACAUUUUGGUGAAGUGUAGUUACAGAAUUACAGAAAUGCAGUACUUUUUCUGCAGGAUUAUCUUAAACUGAUCCUUUAUAUGUGAUAGGUAAUCUACAUGCGUACGCCAAAUGUAUUAUUUCUAUCUUGCUCUGAAAAGUGAUGCUGAGAUGCUGAUAAUUCCUCGAGAUUAACUGUGAAUUAAGCUUGCUGCCAUGUAAGCUGUCAUAACUCAAUUGUCUCUCUUAUCUCAUAGAUUCGCUCUCAUAUGUCAGCAGUGUCUCUCCCAUAACGGCAUGGCAUUAAAGGAGGAAUUUGAAUACGUUGGUAAGACUUAAAGGAACACAGCGCUCUCUGUUCAUCUCUAUCAAACGCUGUGCCGCCAUUUGCCCUCUAGCAUUUGGCAGCGUAGUAUAUCAUAUGGCUCUUAAAUGCCUCUGCCACCAGCAACCCCUGUAAGCAAAAAAGCAACAAGAUUGAAAAUCCAAACGAGUGCUACACAUCAAUCUGAAAUGUUUAUGCAUCUCAAGCAUCUUUUGUCAUCGCUUCAUAUUCAUGUAUAUUAAUCUAAGUCUGUUUGCGAAUGUGUAAUCCAGUGGACGUAUAAUAAAUGAAUGGUGUCUUAUUUGUCGUCGCAGCCUUUCGGUGUGCAUAUUGUUAUUUCUUGAACCCCGCGAGAAAGACCAGGCCUCAGGCACCCAGACUCCCUGAGGUCACAGGUGAGCAGAGGAUGCCAUCCGAAGCGCCCUUGCCAUCACCAGCUGCAGAGGUGGAUGAUCACCAAUCUGUUUUAGGUGAUUAUGACCUUCAAACAGGUUUUGUCCACACAGGGCAUGAACCUCUGAAGUGUAAAUUAUUUUGUACUAAUGUUAAAAAGUCAGUGUAGUCCUUUUAUUCUCCCUCCUGCUAUCAUUAGGUUUCUACUAUUUGAAAAUUCAUGCCAAUCUAAAUUGAAUUAUCUCUCAUUGCAGAGAACAGCAAGCUCGCCGAUGACUCUGCUGAAACGGAGACCCAAGAGCCAGACACAUCAACAACCACAGAGCCCAGUUCUGCAUCAGACAGUCAAAGCACUCCAGAGUCACAAGAUCCACCCCUUGAGAAAUCUGACGGGGAGCAAGAUUUGUCUGCUAUGGAGGUGGAAUAAAAAAGGUGGAGUAAUGAUGUUAACACAAGUCAUGCUGGAUGUUGAAAGAAAUAACAGUCAACUUAUAAGUAACUGCCAUGAGUGGUCAGCAGAUGUGGAUUUUUCUUUUUUUUUAACUUACAGCACAGAAUGUCCUUUCUUUUGAGAAUUGCUUUGUAGUUUUUGCACAGUAGUUGUGAAUUGAAUAAUAAACCGCGUAGCCUUAGUAUUUAGGUGCAAUUCCCAAACAAACCUCCUUUCCAGUACGGUUUCAGGUCCAGCCCAUUUUGGCUCGACUUUUGAGGACGACAAAGAUCAGGAUAGCCCAGAUGUUAAAUUAAUGGGGUUCUUGGUGUCUUACAGGAAAAGUCAGUUCUCUGGUUAUUCUCUGUUUUGUAUUUAUCUCUCUUAUAUUUUUGAACGACUCUGUCUUUAUUAAUUGGAAAUUGCUGAGACAAAAUGAUUUUGUGACAAAAACUUCUAUUUAUGGGAAAUUAUUUAAAGUUUUCUAUGAGGCUGUGCCAUCCAUGACAGUGUUUACUAGGCUACUCUGGGGCACAGUAGUGCUAAAAACAUGUUUACACAACCUUGGUACAAUAAUGGGAAUGUACAUACAGUUUGUAUUUAUUGCCGAAAGGGAGGAAAUGAGAUUGAUGACAGUACUGUGCACUUGCCUUCAGUGCCUUUUUAAAAAUGUAAGUCUGUUUCAGAGUAUUGUCAAUGAAAUAUAUUUACAUAUGAAGAGUAAAGUCAUUUAAAUGUUUACAGACAGUAUGUGUUUGCUGAAUGUCUAAAUCCCUUUGCUGUUUAAAUAAUACUUAAUAAACUUUUGAGGAAAACCUG